Molecule: messenger RNA, 1023 nt
Organism: Eimeria mitis
Lineage: Eukaryota; Apicomplexa; Conoidasida; Eucoccidiorida; Eimeriidae
Exons: 1
Coding region: 1-1023 (340 amino acids)
Source: RefSeq, a predicted model, not a curated record
AUGGCAACCCGUUUGGCUUCGUUACUUCUUCAGGUGCCUCCCUGCAUACAUAUGCAUUCCUCGAGUGCCCGGUCGGGGGAAUCAGACAGCAAACUAGCCUCAACGCGUGCAGGUAGGCUCCCCCGUCAGGAUCAGUCUACCUGUAGAACAGAAAGAGAUUGCAAAAGAUUGGAGGGAACCGUUUCACCGCCAGCAGCAUCCCACAAGAAAAGGCUUCGCUGUCCUCUGCAGGGGGCUGCAACAGCAGACAGGGAAGUUGAGUUGCCAAUAUCAAGCCAAUGGGCUCACUCUUUCUCUGUGAGGCCAAAUGGAUGGGUGAAGGGUAUCAUCGUGUUAGCUCUAACACUAAUGUGCCUUGUGCAGCAUGUCGCCUGCGUUCGGCCCUUGGGAGGCGACCAACUUGAAUGGCCAAAUGCCCCUCAAGUGCACAUCGGCUCGAAUGAAAAGCUGCAGGCUGAAGCCAUCAGCCUAAUGAGGCAUCAGUUUUCUCAGAUGGCCAAUCAGAAGGUACUGGAAGCUGAGGCAGAACCCUCGUUAUCCUCUUCUCAAAAGUUAACUACAAAGUCCUUAGUCAUGCUGCAGCUUGACGGGUCGGCAGCAAGCGCUGCAGGAACUCGAUCUGCAGGGUUCCUCGACAGCGCAGACAACCUGGGAGCAGUUCUUGUGGGGGAGAUGGACGGAGACGGAACUAUGAGAAAGGUGAUGGAAACGGGACUGGAUAUGCGUGGGGGGCCUUUGACUGCUGAAUCGGCACCCUAUUCAUUCUUGAAUUGGGGGCAAAUAGGGGGAAUGAUGCAAAGCCCAGCACUGGCUCAUACCGGUAUGCCAGUGUACAUGCCUCGCCAGGUUGUUGGGACCACCAUCGGGCUGGAUUUUGAUUCUCCUGCCACUUUCCACGGGCCUCUGUUGGUGCUGCUUAUGGUCUGCAUCCUCAUCUUCUUCGUCGUGCUCCUUCUGUGCUGCUGGAUGGUCAAAAGCAAGCAAAAGCAUGACAAAUAUAUGGCAGAGAAACUCCCGCGCUAA